Molecule: messenger RNA, 2493 nt
Organism: Eucalyptus grandis
Lineage: Eukaryota; Viridiplantae; Streptophyta; Magnoliopsida; Myrtales; Myrtaceae
Product: acyl-coenzyme A oxidase 2, peroxisomal
Exons: 7
Coding region: 43-2145 (700 amino acids)
Biological process (GO): fatty acid beta-oxidation using acyl-CoA oxidase; lipid homeostasis
Cellular component (GO): peroxisome
Molecular function (GO): FAD binding; fatty acid binding; acyl-CoA oxidase activity
Source: RefSeq, a predicted model, not a curated record
CUUCAAGCAACCUCCGUCGAUCUCUCUCUCUCUCUCUCCGCCAUGUCGCCGCCGCCGCCGUCGCCGCCGCCGUCGCCGUCGAUCUCAGUCGAAGCGCCGGAGCACGAAGCCCUGCCGACGGCGAGGCGGCUCCGGCGGCUCCGCUCCCACCUGACGCCGACCGCGCCUCCUGCGCCUCCUCCGGGCGGCGUCGACCGGCUCGAGAUGCUGGCGUGCGCUAGGGCUGCGAAGCUCGAGGUCGACACGGCGAGAUUGUGCGAGUACAUGAGGGGGAGGCACCGGGGGGUCCAGGAGGAGGUGUUCGCGUACUUCAAUUCGCGGCCCGACCUCCAGACCCCGGUCGAGAUCGCCAAGGACGAGCACCGGGAGCUCUGCAUGCGGCAGCUGCUGGGGCUGGUCCGGGAGGCCGGGAUUCGGCCCUUCCGAUACGUUUCCGAGGAUCCGGAGAAGUACUUCGCGAUCAUGGAGGCUGCCGGCAGCGUCGACAUGUCGCUCGGGAUCAAGAUGGGCGUGCAGUACAGUCUUUGGGGAGGCUCAGUGAUCAACUUAGGAACUAAAAGACAUAGGGAUAAGUACUUUGACCAGAUUGAUAGCAUGGAAUAUCCAGGUUGUUUUGCAAUGACAGAGCUCCAUCAUGGCUCAAAUGUUCAAGGUCUUCAAACUACUGCGACAUUUGACCCGAUUACAGAUCAGUUUGUUAUAGACACGCCUAAUGAUGGGGCCAUUAAAUGGUGGAUUGGCAAUGCUGCAGUCCAUGGUAAGUUCGCAACUGUUUUUGCCAAGCUAAUGCUGCCAACUCAUGAUGCAAGAGGGCUUGCUGAUAUGGGAGUCCAUGCCUUUAUUGUCCCAAUAAGGGAUAUGGAAACACACAAAACACUUCCUGGAAUCGAAAUACAUGAUUGUGGGCACAAGAUUGGCCUGAAUGGGGUAGAUAAUGGAGCACUAAGAUUCCGCUCUGUAAGAAUUCCUCGAGAAAAUCUCCUCAAUAGGUUUGGAGAUGUGUCUCGGGAUGGGAAAUACACGAGCAGCCUCCCAACUAUCAAUAAAAGAUUUGCUGCUACACUUGGUGAACUCGUGGGUGGAAGGGUUGGCCUGGCAUAUUCUUCAGUUGGAGUCCUAAAAAUUGCCAUCACAAUUGCCACGAGAUAUUCUUUACUUCGCCAGCAAUUUGGUCCUCCCAAGAAGCCUGAAGUUAGUAUUCUGGAUUACCAAUCUCAACAACACAAGCUUAUGCCCAUGCUGGCUUCAACUUAUGCAUUUCAUUUCGCCACUCUGUAUUUGGUGGAGAAGUACUCAGAGAUGAAGAAGUCUCAUGACGAUCAGUUGGUUGGAGAUGUUCAUGCACUGUCGGCAGGUCUCAAGGCUUAUGUGACGUCUUAUACAGCAAAGUCAUUAAGCAUCUGCCGGGAGGCAUGUGGAGGACAUGGUUAUGCAGCUGUCAAUAGAUUUGGUAGCUUGAGGAAUGAUCAUGAUAUUUUUCAGACUUUUGAAGGGGACAACACAGUGCUUCUGCAGCAGGUGGCUGGUGAUCUCUUAAAGCAAUACAAGGAGAAGUUUCGAGGUGGGACACUUGCAGUUACGUGGAACUACUUGAGGGAGUCCAUGAACACUUACCUAUCACAGCCCAACCCUGUGAUUGCCAGAUGGGAAAGCGAAGAGCAUUUGCGUGAUCCUAAAUUCCAGUUGGAUGCAUUUAGAUACCGGACUUCUCGACUACUUCAGAGUGUUGCCGCAAGACUCCAAAAACACACUAAAACCCUUGGGAGUUUUGGUGCUUGGAACAGAUGCUUAAAUCACCUUCUGACACUUGCAGAGUCACAUAUUGAAUCUGUCAUUCUUGCAAAGUUCAUUGAAGCUGUCGAGAGAUGUCCUGAUGCAAGUGCUCGAGCUGUUCUCAAAUUAGCAUGUGAUCUAUAUGCCCUGGAUCGUAUCUGGAAUGACAUAGGAACCUACCGCAACGUCGACUACGUGGCACCCAACAAAGCUAAGGCAAUCCACAAACUCGCCGACUAUCUCAGUUUCCAAGUAAGAAAUGUCGCUGGAGAGCUUGUAGAUGCCUUUGACCUUCCGGAUCAUGUGACACGGGCACCAAUCGCUAUGAAAUCAGAAGCUUACUCUCAGUACACACAGUGUGUUGGAUUCUAGUUUGCUCUGGUGAUUGCCAAAGACAAAUUCACUCGACACCCAUUGAUCCCAAAAUAAGGAUGUCACUGUACCUUGUCAAAUUUAUCGCGCAAGGACAUUGACGAUGGUUAUACAGAUCCAUGCCGGGACCAGAUAUAAAGUGGUUGGACUGAGAAGUCACGGCCCCUGGCCUUGUUCUUAGCUUUAUGUAUCGAAAGGGCACACCAUAUUCUUUGGGCAAAAUUAACAUGCCCGGACGUUUCAUCUUCAAUGUAAUACAAAGUAUUGCCAGGAGGACUUUCAUUUUUAUAGCCCUCGUGAGUUCUGCUCCAGUCGAUAUUAGUCGUUAAUCAAGUUGAUUUGUGGAAA